AUGAUAUUACGACAAGCCAGCGUAUCGAAAGCCAAUUGUAGUGCUUUUGUAGGGAGUUUCCGACUGCUAACGACAGUUCCCUGCGUGAAACUUAAACAUGAUUUAAGAAAGGUAUUCGAUAACCAGCGAUACUGGGAAGAAAUCAACGAGGAGGUAUACCGUGCUGCCCAUAGUACGAGCAAUAGCGUUUUUGGUAGGUUUAAAAAUGACCCUAACCCGUUGAAAACGGGUCUUUUCCAAAAUCCGUUUCUUACCUCGGGUCAAGGUCUUCGAAAGUUUAGUGUCAAAACUCUCGAGGAAGCACAAAUAUUGGUGGACACUAUGCGUUCUGACUAUUCUAUCAAAGGACGUUUGAGCUAUAUCCAAAGACUCGACAGACUCAGCGAUCUACUAUGCCGUGUCAUAGACCUGUGUGAGUUUGUGCGCGCGUCACAUCCAGAUCCGCAGUUCGUCCAAGCAGCUCAGCUCUGCCACGAGGAGAUGUUUGAGUUCAUGAACGUUUUGAAUACAGACACGUCGCUUUGCGAAAUACUGAAAUCUGUACUUGCAGACAAAUCUCUCACCAAGCAGCUCAGCACCGAGGAAAUACGAGUGGGUAAAAUCCUCUUGGAAGACUUUGAAAAGUCGGGCAUCGAUAUGGAAGCCGGUGUCGGCGAGCAGUUCAUCAGCUUGUCGCAGCAAAUCAGUUUGGUGGGACAAGAAUUCAUAAACAACACGGAUUACGCGAAAACACAGAGCGUGCGCGUUCCUUGUAAGGAUCUUGAAAACAGCGGUAUCAGCAGUAUUCUGCUCGCUCAGCUCUUGCGUGAUGCUAGGGGAUUGAAUUACAAAGUGCCAACUCAUGGCUACAUCGCCUUCUCCAUUCUCAGAAGUUGUCCCGACGAAAACAUCAGAAUGAAACUGUGGACUGCGAUGCAUAGUUGUCCCGACCAACAAAUAAUAAGACUGAAACAACUGGCAAAACUUCGAGGAUACUUGGCGUUCAUUAUGGGCAAAGAAAGCUAUGCAGAAUAUCAGCUGGAUGGCAAAAUGGCGAAAUCGCCAACCUACGUCAAAGGCUUUGUGCAGUCCCUAGUAGAUACGACCAAACCACUCGCCGUUCAGGAGCUGAAAACUCUUGCAAAUCUCAAAAGUGAACAUCUUGGUCUCAAAAAACCGGAGACAGACGCCGAGAUUUUGGUUUCGGUGCGCCCUUGGGACCGAGAAUAUUACAGCACGCUAAAUGCUCUCCAACAGCAGCGGAAGAGCUUGGAAAAUGAACAGAUCAAUUCUUACUUUUCUCUCGGCACUGUCAUGCAGGGCCUUUCCAAUUUAUUUCAGAGCAUUUACGGCAUACGACUAGAACCCGUUGUUGCUAGUCCUGGCGAAACAUGGUCUCCAGAAGUUCGGCGCAUCAACGUAGUCAGCGACACUGAGGGCACCAUAGGAGUUGUUUACUGCGAUCUUUUCGAGCGGCGGGGCAAAACCACCAAUCCCGCGCAUUUCACGGUGUGUUGCUCACGUCAAAUUUACCCUGGAGAGACAGACUUGUCCACAAUCCAAGUUGGGCAGCUUAGGUCAACGGGUGAGAAAUUUCAACUUCCUGUUAUCUCGCUCGUCUGCAGCUUCGCACAGGAAACAGGUCCCGAGCAAAGUGCGUAUCUGUUGCAGCUGAACGACGUGGAAACUUUGUUUCACGAAAUGGGACAUGCCAUGCAUUCGAUGCUAGGAAGGACUUCGCUGCAAAACAUCAGCGGAACUCGCUGCGCGACAGAUUUCGUCGAGCUUCCGAGCAUUUUGAUGGAACACUUUGCGCGGGACCUGCGGGUAUUGGCCAGCAUUGGCAGACACCACGUCAGCAACAAGCCUGUGCCGCUUGAACUGCUGAAACUAAGUCAAAAUGAACACACGUACCUCCAACACACAGAGACGUUUUCUCAAGCCAAGAUGGCAAUGCUGGACCAGGAAAUGCACUCCUCAGUGAUGUUGACGGACAAACCUGUCGAUGUCGUUGACAUGUAUCACGAACUAGAGAAAAAGCUUGGGGUUUUAAGUGACGAUAAAAGUAAUUGGUGUGGACGAUUUGGACACUUGUUCGGCUAUGGCGCCACCUAUUACAGCUACUUGUUUGAUAGGGCAAUUGCCAGUAAGAUCUGGAGUCAUUUGUUUGCCCGGGAUCCAUUUAGUCGAGAAAACGGUGAUAAAUUCAAGAACAGCGUUCUUAAGUGGGGCGGAUCGAGAGAUCCUUGGGAGUGUAUCGCUGACGCAUUGGACAACAAUGAGCUACGCAAUGGCGACGAGAAAGCUAUGCGGUUCAUCGGGCAUACCGAGGAUAUCUAA
Messenger RNA from Lachancea meyersii CBS 8951, 2319 nucleotides. The record is from the annotation of a GenBank genome assembly. NCBI's taxonomy places the organism in Eukaryota, Fungi, Ascomycota, Saccharomycetes, Saccharomycetales, Saccharomycetaceae.